AUGGCAGAGAAGAAGCGUAAGGACAGGGUCGAAGCCAACCGCGGAAGAGUGAAGAAGUCGAAGAAGAACGGCAACAUUCAACGGAAGAAGACCGGUCCCCGGUUGCCUUCGUCGUUGCAAAGAGAGGUUGACCGUUUAAACCACACUACUGCAUUCGAUGGGGGCGAUGCUGACAUCAUGGAUUCCGACAACGACGUAUACGAGUACGAGGAAAAACAGGCCGAGGAGGAAUCAAGGAAGAAUAGGCGCUACGAUCCUUCGUCAGUAAAUAAUGACCUUUCUCAUGAAUUCGAGGAUGAGAAUGUGCAAUCUGAUGAUGAAGACGAUGAUGAUUAUGUUGGGACAAUGAGGAAUGAAAAUGCUCUGAAUGACGAUUCUGGAGAGGAAGAUGAUGGAAGACAUGCUAGGAUGUUACAAGGAAUUACUGGUAUGCCGAGUGAGGCUUUUGAAGAGAAUAAAAAGAAUAAGGAGAUGAUGCAUGCUGUUAUGUCAGAGCUGUAUCCAGAGUCUGAAUAUAAUCCUAGUCGUGAUGUUAUGGAUGGUGAUGGACACAUUAGCAUUGAGGAUCUUCUGAACCCUCUUCGUGAAAAUCCUGGUUAUGGAAAACUUAGGAAGAGAAUGCAACAAAUUGAAAAGCACGCUAGAACUGUUCAUGCACCACUUUCAAAGGCAGUUCAAGCGAAGGUAGAGAGGAAGGCGGCAUAUGAAAUAUCAAAGAAAGAUGUCACAAAGUGGCAGCACAUCAUUCAGAGAAAUAGAGAGGCACCAACUGUUUUCUUUGAUGAAAAUGUAGAUUUAGGGUUUUCAACCAUAGGAGCAAUAGCUUCCGAAUUUGAGCCAAGAACUGAAUUUGAGAGGAAAAUUGCUGCACUAGUGCAUGAUGACAAAGUUAUGGAAGCUCAUAAAAAGGAUGGUUCUAGACUUCUUGAAAUGAACAAGGUCACUAUUGAAGAUGAGAAGGAUAGGCAAAAUCGGAUUGCUAAAAUGCGGAGCCUUCUUUUUCGUCAUGAAAUGAAGGCAAAGCAUAUUAAAAAGAUCAAGUCCAGAACAUUUCAUCGUUUGUUGAAGAAAGAUAGAUUGAAGGCAGAGUCUUCUAGGAUUCAAAUGGACCCUGAAGCUGCUAAAGAAUUUGCCAUGAAACAAGAGCGCCAAAGGGCAGAGGAACGCAUGACUCUGAAACACAAAAAUCAGAAUCAAUGGGCUAAGCGUAUUUUACAACGUGGUUUAACUACCCAAGAUGAAGGAACUCGUGCUGCCAUAGCUGAACAACUUCAAAGGCAUGCUGAAUUGACUAGAAAAAUGCACUCAAUGAAGGGUAGUAGCAGCAGCAGUGAUGAUACCAGUGAUGAGGAUGAUGGAGUUGAGAACUCUGCCGGUUCUGAUCAGGAUAGGGAUUUCAAGCUUUUGGGAAAAGCAAAAGAGAAGACAAUGAAAGUAUUAGAGGAAGAGGACGAAGUUCCGACGUCAGGAUUGCUUUCUUUACCGUUUAUGAGGCGUGGAUUGGAGAAAAGAAAAGAAGCAGCAAUUGAAGAAGCCAACCUUGCUCUUCAAGAAUAUGAAGAUUCCUUGAGGAACCCAGACAAUUCUGGUGGCUCAGAAGAUCCAAAAGCUGCUUCUACCAGUGGCAGAAGAGUAUUUGGAGCAGCUAAAGCCCAAACAUCCAAUGCUUGUAAUAAGGUGAAAUCAGAUAAGUUUUAUGGUAGCAGUGAUAGUGAGGAUGACUUGGGUGCCAGCAAAAGUGGAAAUGUAGAGAAUGGGGAAAUUAACCUUUUGCAGAAGGAUAUGAAUGAUGAUUCGGUCAUAAUUCAAGAAGACACUGACACUAAUCAUGAAUCUGUUUUCAAGAGCUUUGAUGAGAUUGUUAAAAAUCCUGGGCCAAAAACUACAUAUGAAGUUUCUAUAUUUGCAUCAGAUACAUGGAAAAAGGCAAAAAACAGAAAUGAAAAAGACAUAAAUAUCAAGAAGUCUCCAAAGCUUACAAGGCCUGUUAAGCAAGAUAUAAAACAUACUGAAAAGGAUUUUGGAGAGGAUAGCGAUACAGAUAGUGAAGGACAGAUGGUGGAUGGAAUUCUGUCUUCUGUCUCUAAACAGUCUUAUGAACUUCCUUCUCAAGAGGAGCUCCUUCGGCAAGCUUUUGCUGGAGAUGAUGUAGAAGGUGAUUUUGAAAAGGAUAAGCAGGAGAUCCUAGACGAAGAAAAUCCUGAACCAGAAAAGCCUCUAUUAAUUCCUGGCUGGGGCCAAUGGACACAUAUCCAGCAGAAGAAAGGUUUACCAUCUUGGAUGCUGAAAAAACAUGAAGAUGCCCAGAUAAAAAGGGCAGAAGCUCUCAAAAGGAGGAAGGAUGCUCAGCUAAAAAAUGUGAUCAUCACUGAGAAGUUAGAUAAGAAGGCUCAGAAACUCCAUACAAAAGCGUUGCCUUACCCUUUUACCUCCAAGGAGGUCUUUGAACAGAGCAUGCGUGUGCCCAUUGGACCUGAAUUUAAUCCGGCAACUGCGAUUGGACCUCUUAACCGGCCUGAAGUGGUCAAGAGACCAGGUGUUAUUAUAAAACCAAUAGAGUUUAAGGAAGUGAAUCCUCAUGAAAAGCCAGAGCAACGGAGUGGAGAUAAUAAGCAAAGGUUGAAGAAAAAUAAAGACAAUGGUGGCAAAUCAAUGAAAAAGACGAAGGUUGAUGGAAAAAGUUAAUUGGCAUGAAAUUUUGGUCCUGACCCAGUUCUAGAUCUGUUUUCAGUCUUUGGGAAGACAAAUUAGUUAGCGAGAUUAUAAAGUCCAAAAUUAAAAGGAGAAAAGCAGAGAAUUUACUAGACGGGGAAGCUUAUGGCGUCCAGGAAAAAGAGAAGAUAGAAUGCAAGAAUGGCGGGGCGGAUUCCCUUAUGUAUUAAUAUUGAGACACCAUUUUUGCAUUGAUUUUUUUUUUGUUUUUUUUACUCCGAGGAAUUAUACAG
Molecule: messenger RNA, 2945 nt
Organism: Gastrolobium bilobum
Lineage: Eukaryota; Viridiplantae; Streptophyta; Magnoliopsida; Fabales; Fabaceae
Exons: 11
Coding region: 1-2685 (894 amino acids)
Biological process (GO): rRNA processing
Cellular component (GO): small-subunit processome; nucleolus
Source: RefSeq, a predicted model, not a curated record